This is a messenger RNA of Notodromas monacha, 492 nucleotides long. The record is from the annotation of a GenBank genome assembly. NCBI's taxonomy places the organism in Eukaryota, Metazoa, Arthropoda, Ostracoda, Podocopida, Cyprididae.
GUGGUUCUUUCGACAGGUUAUUGGUGAAACGUGGAGCCUGAUGUGCGAAAUUUUGAAGUGAAAUAUAAAGACGAGCACGCUGCCGCCAUUCAAUCACUGUCACACACGCCAAAACUGUUUUCCACGCUUGUUUCACAUCGAGUCAAUGCAAUGAAGUAUCGCGAAUUGCGGUGAAAGAAGACGUCUUGUGUAUACUUGAACUUGAAGUGAUUCGCGCCGUCUCGUUCCUCCCUUCUGAACGAGAUAACAUUUCGACGAAUCUGUGUUGGAGCGAACAAAUUUGCUUUCCCGAAGAUGGGGAAUCCUGCCGGAAACGUGUUCCUCGUCGUUCUGGUCUACGUGUCAUCGCCGCUCCUGGUUUCUGGCUUGGAAGUGCUCGUGAAGGAAGGGGCUUCAGUUGCACGAACUGUUGCAUUGGUCUAUGAUGGAAUGGAUAUGUGCUUGAUCUCCGCUGGGGGCUGUCUGCGUUUUCAACCUUGUUCAUUGUUUUGA